This is a messenger RNA of Nematostella vectensis (starlet sea anemone), 2119 nucleotides long. RefSeq names its product matrix metalloproteinase-14. Gene Ontology annotation, cellular component: extracellular matrix. Gene Ontology annotation, biological process: proteolysis; collagen catabolic process; extracellular matrix organization. The record is from RefSeq and is a predicted model, not a curated record. The transcript is spliced from 6 exons. Gene Ontology annotation, molecular function: zinc ion binding; metalloendopeptidase activity. The coding region runs from base 228 to 1784 and encodes 518 amino acids. NCBI's taxonomy places the organism in Eukaryota, Metazoa, Cnidaria, Anthozoa, Actiniaria, Edwardsiidae.
AAUCUUCUUUUCUAAUUUCCUUUAUCAGCGUAUUUAAUUCAUUUUUGGCAAAACCACACGUCACGCACUGCGGCGAGGCCCUAUCACAAGACUUCCGGUUCAUCUCAGAAAUCGGAAGCAAGAACAUGCUCCCAUAAUUGGUUAUGAAUCACAAUCGAAGCGGUGGCGCUUCAAAGGUCUUGUAGUAUAAUCCUAUUCUUUCUCGUUAUACCUGCAUUUGCGUUAUCAUGAAUCUCUGGCUUGUUCUCGGUGUUUUGCUGCAGUGGGUUUGUAUUUCAGACACGGCUCCUAUUGCUCAGGACUAUCUCACACGGUAUGGCUACCUGGACGCUCCUAACCGUAAAACGGGUGCCAUCCGAUCCCGGCAAGAUCUUUCUCGAGCUAUCCGCCAAUUCCAGCGCUACACAGGACUACAAGAAACAGGAAUCAUGGACGCCGCUACUAAAAGCAAAAUGGAGCAGCCUAGAUGUGGGCUUCCGGACAUUGUCGGCACUUCGGAAAACGCUCGGCGAAAGCGCAGAUACGCUCUUCAGGGAAGUCGCUGGGAGAAGUCCGAGAUAACAUACCGAUUCGCCAGCUACGGAAACGACUUAUCACGAACGGCCGUUCGCAGAAUAUUCGCCAGGGCAGCGAAGUUAUGGAGUGAUAAGAUGCAGCUUAACAUCAAAGAAACAUCAGACGCUAAAGCUGACUUUACUGUGAGCUUUAAUUCGUAUGACCACGGUGAUGGCGAUCCUUUCGAUGGACCAGGGGGUACGCUCGCGCAUGCGUUCUUUCCACAGUAUGGGGGAGACUUGCACUUUGAUGAUUCGGAGACUUAUACCGAGGGCAAAGACGCCGGUGUCAAUCUGUUGUUUGUCGCCGCUCACGAGCUCGGCCACACGCUUGGUCUGUCUCACUCUGAUGUCUGGCAGUCCGUCAUGGCGCCGUAUUACCCAGGAUACAAGGCGAACCUCGAGCUUCACGAAGAUGACGUGAAAGGCAUACGCCAUCUUUAUGGGAGCCGUACGUCUUCGACAAUACCAACCUCAUCGUCUGGUGGUCCGGACAAGCCUGCUGGUGGUGGUCCGGACACGUGUACUACCGAUCUAGAUACAGUGGUUGUCGCAGGUGAUGGAAACACCUACGCCUUCAAGGAUGCUUAUGUCUGGAAGUUGCGAGAGACUGGAUUCGCCCCAGGCUACCCUCAGCUUAUCAGCAAACUCUGGCCUGGGCUCCCUGAUAGCCUAGACGCGGCGGUGGGCUGGGGAGAAGAUAUCACUUUCUUCUUCAAAGGCAAAUUGUACUGGAAAUACCAAGGAUUCAAAGUGUAUCCAGAUUACCCCAAGAGAAUAAGCAACUGGGGUUUACCGGGUUCCGUUGACAAGAUUGACGCAGCUUUUGUCUGGGGCCGCAACGGCCGAACGUACUUCAUCAAAGAUGACAAAUAUUACCGUCACAACCCCUAUUCUGGAGUCAUCGACAACGGUUACCCAAGACCCCUAUCGGUCUGGCCGGGCCUGCCCGAACGCGUCGACGCCGCUGUACAAGAUGCGCGCGGUAUCACAUUUUUCUUCUACAAAAACUAUUACUUCCGGUUUGAUGAUGAUAGGUUCCGUGUGGAUUAUGGGUAUCCAAAAUCUAUGAACAAGGUGUGGCUUGGGUGUGAGACCGCUGGGCAGGAACUUAAUAAGAACAAGACGGUAAUGGGCUGCCCUUGUACUUGUGGUGCUAAAGGAAUGGCCGACUCUCAGAUACAUCAGUUUAUACUCGCUCUUUCUCUGCUUUUUGUUCAAUUAUUAUAGAGGACUAUUUGUAUAAACAUAUUUCGAAAGUUUCAAGCACACAAAGACUGAGAUAUUGCUAUUUAUUUGGUAUACAGCUACUAGGUACUUUCCUAUCAGCUAGCUACUAGGUACUUACAAAAUGGAUUUAUCAUUGUGGUUGGCACGACGUAUAUCAGUUAACCAUUAUCAUUUUCUUGCACUUAAGGAUCAGAUCCACUUUGCAAAAUAUGAAUAAAGACAUUCUUACCAUGGAUAAGAAUUAUUUAAUGAUAAAAUAUUUCGUCAGCUUCACAGAGAAAAUUUUGAAUUGACGCAGUAGAAGCAAAGCUACAAGAAACCUUCCCUCCGUAAAA